Messenger RNA from Mizuhopecten yessoensis (Yesso scallop), 3501 nucleotides. Its product is annotated as E3 ubiquitin-protein ligase TRIM38-like. NCBI's taxonomy places the organism in Eukaryota, Metazoa, Mollusca, Bivalvia, Pectinida, Pectinidae. The record is from RefSeq and is a predicted model, not a curated record. Gene Ontology annotation, molecular function: zinc ion binding. The coding region runs from base 121 to 1650 and encodes 509 amino acids. The transcript has 2 exons.
GCUUCGUCAGUUACCUGAAUGCACGAGAUGGGAUUUUCAUCCAUAUAGAUGCAAAUUAAUUAUUGAUGUCGAAGAUAACAUUUUAUACACGCAGAUCACGAAGAUUACACCAACGUUACCAUGGCAACAGCUUUUAUAAAGACUGCAAAGGACCAAAUCAUAUGUUCGAUUUGUUUUGAGAUUUUUUCAGAACCAAAAGCGCUCCCAUGUCUGCAUACAUUUUGUAAGAAAUGUAUAAAUAAAUAUAUAAUACAGAUGAAUGCUCAGCAUCGGGAAAGAAAAGGAUAUCCAUGCCCAGUGUGCCGGCGUCACGUUUCUGUACCUGCGCGGAUCAAACACAACCCGGAAGUAUGGGCAAGUCAACUUGAAAAUAACCACGCGGUUAUUACAUUGAUCGAUGGAUAUAAAACAUCAAAAGGCAAAACUAUGGAAACCUGCACACUGCAUCUGGAAAAGGAUCUCGAGUUUUUCUGUGUUGAUCAUACACAGUACAUCUGUUCCUUGUGUUUCCCUCAACAUCGCCGUUGCAAUGACGUCACAACGCGUGAAGAGGCACGUUGUAAUGUUAAACAAGCCGGAGAAUCAAAAUCAAACAAAUCCGCCAAAAAACAGAGCGAAAAUGAACAUACCAAUCUUCUUUUGGAGCAAUGUAGCUCAAUUGAACAAGUGAUUGACAAAAGACACAAUGCUUUGGAGUUUCUUUGUCAAACAGAACAACAAGUAAGAGAUGAAAUGAUAUCAAUGAGAAAAAGAUCAAAUGAACUGAUAGAUAAACAUAACGAAAUAGGGAAAAAUGCAUCAGAAGAGAGGAAUGAAGGUUUAGAUCAAACAAAUAUCCAACAGUCACAGGUGAGUCAAAUGCAAAACAUAAAACUUGCACACCAAGGAAAACCGUCAUGGAUCACUGGGAUAACAAUUUUACCGUCGGGGAAAAUACUUCUUAUUGACCAUACUAAUGAGGCUGUGUUUGUAUUUAGCCUUUCCCUCGAUUUUCAGUGUAAAACAAACAUCCAUCCAGCACCUUAUGACGUAGCACCAAUUUCAACGAGUCAAGAUCACAUGAUGGUAUCGAUUCCAGACACGCGAGAACUCGUGAAGUGUAAAGUGCUGCACGAUGGGUUCGUUGAAGUAGGAAAAAGAUUGAAGAGUAACAUAAGAUUCAAGGCGGUUGCCUCCGAUAGCAGGCAUGUGGCUGUAUGCUCCGAUUCUGACAUACACAUUUUUGAAACAGAUGGCGAAGUGUGGAUGGUUGUCUUAGAGGAAUCAUACGAAACAACUAAAUUCACUUAUAUAACUCUGACGUCAUCGGAGAAGAAGGUUUUUAUAACAGACCAAACCUUUGCCGAUCCGCAUGUUAGAUGCGUAGAUUUUGACGGGUUAACCCUAUGGAAGGUCGUCGAUGCAAGACUCAGCGUCUGCUCUGGAAUUUCUAUCAUGGGUACGCAACUUAUGGUAAUGUCAUGGAACUCGGGCGAAAUAUUCACUCUGUCAUUUAACAGAGACAACCUGAACACAUUCAACAAGGGCAGUGUGGUGUUUCCUUGGAAACUUGGUAUAUCUGCAAGACAGAAUGUCGUCUGCGUUUCGCAGCAUAAAAACACAUUAUCUGAGGAAGAUAAACGAACAGUAAAAGUGUUUAAGUUGACAUAAUUCACAUACAAUAAAAACCAAUGACACCAUAGCAACCAUUCAUGAAAGCAAACAUUGAUGUUGGUGUACAUAAUUGCACUACACUAUUCAACUUCGCUUGAUACCCGUAGUGAAAUUAUUAUUAUUGCGGAAUUAAUCAAGACUUAAUUAAAAUUGCUUUACCGAAGAUACUUUUGAAAACUUUUGACGUGUGCAUGUCUUAUUGAUCGAACAAAAUGCAUCAGGUCACCUCCACGAUAUUUCUUUAAAAAUCAAAAUCUUUCUUGAAAGAGGACUAUGUCAAUGUAAUGUCGCUAAAACCCUAAUAUUUUCAAGUGAAUGGCAAUUCGAUGCAGACAUGUAUUCAUAUUUCGUUAUUGUUUUGAUUUCAACGCCUUUUUUAAUUUUUUUAAUAUUUACGUACUCAUUUAUACUUUUUAUAUUGUAAUCUUACUUAUUUGUAAUUUACUUUCGUGGUGGUUGCUUUUGAAGUGUUAUGAUAAAUGUAAUUAAAACAUAUAAUUAUCCAGCCAACACUUAAGCUGUGUAUACAUAUUUAGAAAUAGGGUAUCCGAAAAGAAGCUAUUGCAUUUUAAAAGAUUUUUCUUCCGGGUAUCUAUUCAUGUAACCCUUUAAACCAAUAUAUAUAUCUCUACUCCAGUCUUUUGUUUGAACUGUAUUUAUUCAAGUAAUGAAAUACAUAACAUGAAUAAAACAAAUCACGUUAGCAAACAUGAUAAGGACAUAAGUACUGUGUACUUAUAUAAAUCCUUCUAAAGUUUGUACGGGCCAUAUCUUCUUUACUAUUUCACCUGAAGUAUCUAGCUUUUGUGUACAAAGACAUCUUGUGAGGUCGGAGUGCAAACUGCAAGAAGAAGGUCACUGUGACCUAUGACUUGGCCUUUGACCUUCACGUUUGAAAACGAUUGUCGAGGCAUAUCUUCUGUACUCUUGCACCUGGAGUAACCAGAUUUAGGGUACAAGGACAUCUUGUGAAGAUAGAGUGCAAAGUAUAAUGAUUAGGUCACUAUUACGUCACUGUGACCUAUGCUUCCUGACAUAAGUGUACUGUUUGUGAAAUAUAAAAAUCGUUACCGGUGGGGGACAAUGGAUUGCCUUGCAAUAUUUUGCCUUGUUGUAAUACAUGUAUAUCUGAAAUUAAGUAUCCUGGUGACGCUGAUUGAAUACACCAAUCAGUGAAAUUACCAUGUCUCCUGUUGAACUUUUGUAUCAUCAGAGCAUUGAUUGAAAUGUGUGCUCCGAUUGGGGAAUACAGCGAUUACACUUUAGCUAAUAAAUAAUACAAAUAAUUAAACUUUUUAUUCUUCUUUGUUUGUUAUGGGGAAUUGAUUUAAGUUUCAUACUGUUACCAUUAACAUAAGCAUACAAAGAAGUGUAUACUGACAUAUGACGCAUGGCCAAAUCCUAGUUGACCUAAUGACAUUUGUGACAUGUGCACUGCUGCUGGUCUGUAGGAAAUAUAUGUUUCAUCCUCUACCAAUAGGCACGAAGGAGAUAUUGCAACAGUCAUAUAAUUAUGCGUUCGGAAGAAUACUCUUUAUUUAAGGCAGUACUUGUGGUUGGUCUUCGGAGGGAAAAUACAUUUCAGGCUAUUGCCAACAUAGACAUUAAAUAAGAAUUAGUAUCCGUUCACAUCUGUCUAAACAAAUUGAAAUGGUGUUUAUCCUGCAUCUCAACUGACUGUAUUGUGUUCUUUUUUUCCUAAAAUGUUAUAUAACUAUGGAAAUAUUACAACUUCAAAGCAUGUGUCUGGAGGAUAUUCAGUACUUUAAUUUAACGAACAAUGUGUACCGAACGUGUCAUACGAGGUUAACGAAAUGAGAAAUAUUAUUAAAAAGUCAUUUACUUUCA